Molecule: messenger RNA, 759 nt
Organism: Empidonax traillii (willow flycatcher)
Lineage: Eukaryota; Metazoa; Chordata; Aves; Passeriformes; Tyrannidae
Gene: ARL14EPL
Product: ADP ribosylation factor like GTPase 14 effector protein like
Exons: 5
Coding region: 207-680 (157 amino acids)
Source: RefSeq, a predicted model, not a curated record
AUUGUGCAGCAGUAAAUCUACAUUGUGCCAUCCCCUCUCCUUGAAAGUGGCUGCAACAGAAGCUUAAAGCUUGGACUCCUCUUAGAGAGGUAUUGGCCCUUUGACAGUGGUGAAAUGAAGACCUUUGGGACAGGGUGUGGACAGCAGUCCUGAAGUGCAGGGUAAACUGACAGAGACCACUGUGCUACCUUUCAGAGGGUGGUCAAAUGAGCGAUCUUGUGGAAGAGAACUGCAAGGAAAGCUAUCCUUCCCAGGAAACACCUGCAGAAGAAAAUGUCUCUCCUGCUAAGGACUGCUCAAUAGGACAGAAAAAACUGCAAAAACUUGAGAAACAAUUAAAAUACUUAGCCUUUCAAAAUCCAGGACCUCAGGUAGCUGACUUCAACCCUGAAACUAGGCAGCAGAAAAAGAAAGCAUGCAUGUCACAGAUGAAGCAAAAUAUUUUUUAUGAGUCCAAGUUUACAAAGAAGUAUGACAAACACGGCAGGCUGCUUUGUAAUGACACUGAUUUGUGUGAUUGCCUGGAAAUGGACUGCCUGGGUUGCUUCUAUCCUUGCCCCAAAUGCAAUUCAAACAAAUGUGGACCAGAAUGUCGCUGCAAUAGAAAAUGGGUUUAUGAUACAAUUGAAACUGAAGAUGGGAAUGUGAUCAGUGUCCUGCCAUUUUUUGUCCCUGACUGAUCAUAUUCUGUUAGUUUUUGUGCCUGAGCAAUGUUCUUUUUUCUUCAUGUUUUAUUAAAGUAGGUCUUGGUUUUAUGAA